AUGAAGCCCGUUCGGUCCAGGCUUCGGAGGGGAUCAGCGAGCAUUUACAAGUACAUCAAGAGAGAACAGUUCAUUCGAGAGCCGUGCAAGUGCGACAAGCAAAUACUGGAAACUGCGGAGACCAAAAUAAUCUGGAUUUUCAGCGGAAAAGGAGCGCCACUUGGAAAGACAUGGUGGAGCAUUCUUUUGCUCGCUGGAAUCGUUGUUACUGUCUAUAAUGUAGUAAUGUGUUCCACGAAAUAUUACAACUACCCAACAAUAACGAAAGAAACCUUCGAAUCUAGCGUCGCACAUGACAAUCGGAUAAAUCAGUUUCCGAAGAUUACCAUUUGCCUCAACUCCAUGCACUCACGGAAGGCUUUAAUUAAUGUCUACAGCGAGCAUGUCCACAACGUAACAACUUUUCUGUACGGUUUCUACGGAGACAAUCACGGCGAAGACUUUUCAUCGUUUUGGAACGAAAUAACAGACUCUAAUGACAACAUUCUGGACUCCAUCGACCUCGAGAAGUUUAUGCAAGUAACUCGGCCAGAAUUAGAGAUCCUAUCCUGCCGUUUCAUGAACGAGCCGUGCAAAAAGCAAUGGAAAGACGUCCAGACAGUCUAUGGCGUCUGCAAACAGAUGGAAACAACGGCCGAAAUGUUCAAGGACCCGAACAAGCAAACAGCAGCAUUUGGCAGACAGAGCUCACUGUCAAUUGUCGCGCAGUAUAACUCCAGCGACUGGGGGUCAGGCUGGGCACACUUUAUAGAUGGCUGCACUGUCUACAUCAGUCCUCGUCACGAGGAGACGCUCGACCCGGAUGACAGCGUCAUCCUCAACCCUGGCUCAGUUCCAAUCGUCUCCAUCAGACAAAGGAAGCACAAGAAGCUUCCGUACCCAUUCAGCACUUGCAUGAAAAGGGAAUCGGAUGUUCUCAAGUAUUUCAACCUUUACACAAAGAAACACUGCAUCUACGAGUGCUUGAUCGACCUCGUGAUCAAGAGCUGCAAGUGCGUAGAAUAUGGGUUCAAAAUACGGCCUAAAAAUUGCGAAAACUGGGAUUGUCUUUCAACCCAUCGCCCCUUCGGAGCCGAUGAAAUCUGGGGCUGGAAAAAUCUCCAGCAAACAGUGAAAAUGUGCACUUUUACUGAACACGCAUUUUGCGUUUCCACUCAUUUUACAGCUUUCAAUCACAUGCGAUGCAACUGCACUGAAGAAUGCGACUACGAGGUUUUCUAUCAGACGAAUAUGCAGUAUGCGAACUUGCGGCUUGACACACCGGAGCAUAAUCGGCUCGCUGUCGAUCCUCCAGAAAUCAAAGGAAAUAACACAGACUCAGCUCGAAAAAAGGUCACCUCGUUCUUGCUUUAUCAAACCGAUCUCGAAACCGAACUGGAAACUGAAUUUCCUGAGUACACCAGCUUUGAGUUUUUCUCGGACAUUGGAGGAACAGUGGGGCUGAUGCUAGGCUUAUCGGCAGCAAGCGUUAUCAGCAUCUUGGAAACGCUCUUUGCUUACAUGUGGCACAGCGGCAAAAAGGCGAUUCGAGAGUCUCUGAUCUCAAGGGAAAGUAGUGAGCACGAACGCAGCCGCGAGUUAGAAACGAAAAUUGAAUGCUUGAAUACGCUUUAA
Messenger RNA from Oikopleura dioica, 1614 nucleotides. The record is from the annotation of a GenBank genome assembly. NCBI's taxonomy places the organism in Eukaryota, Metazoa, Chordata, Appendicularia, Copelata, Oikopleuridae.